CCCAAGGCAGAGGGCGGGUCACUCACCUCGCGCUCCCUCAGCAAACUCCUGUUCACCAUACCCCAGUCCACCAUGAAACCUCGCGCAUAAUAGCCCCUCCCGCUGACGCUCUCUUCCAUACAGCCUCACCAUGGAGUCCGCAUACCUGACAAAAGCCCACGAGCACGUCCGAAACGCAGCGACGGCCACAUACAGCAGCAGCAUCGUCACCGCGGGGGCAGAGCAUGAACAGGCAGCCUCCGCCUUCCGCAACGCCGCUCAAGAUACCCACAAUGCAGAGGCGCUCCGCAUCCUGGAGCUGCUCGAGAAUCACCACGUGAAGCUCGCCCAGCUCAUCAGAGAACCGCCGAGGAAGAAAGAGAAGGACGGCGAUGCUGCUUCCCAAGCUUCUGAGUCUGCUUCUCAGGCGUCUGAGUCUGCUACCCCUCCUCCGGCAAAGGCGGCGACUGCUAGAACUAGCUCGCCAAGCCCGGGUGCCUCCUCACCCACCCGAGCGCCUUCCCGUCGAAGACUGCCCCAGUCUUCGAUAGCUAGCAACCUUGCGGAGAAGAGAGGCAUACCCGGCGUGCGGAGAGCCACUCCAGCUGCCUCGCCAGUCUCCGUCACAAACGCUCUUGCCACUCGCAGUGAACGACCAGACACUCCUGUUCGAGAUCUCCUCCAGCGGCAGUCCAGAGAUGCAGAAGAUGCCAACAAGAAGAAAGGGGAGUCCUCUCAUCCCACGCACCGUGCCAACCAAGCCCUAUCAAACGCAGAAGAAUCUCCUGCCCCUCGGCCCUCCUCCUCUCCUUCAGAAGACAAUUUUCGCCGCUUCUACUCAGCCUUUGGGGGUGUCAUCUCCGCCAUUUCUGCACCUCUUGCCUUCACCUCUCUCCCACUCCACCCUACCCCUCCGCCAGCACCCGAUCCCGAACCUAUUUCUCUACCUAAAAAAUCUAAAUCUAAAUCCCCUGAUACUUCCCGUUCAAUCAAGUCCUCUGAACCCGAUCUCGCCGCUUUGAUCUCCAAGCCCGCUCUCCGCGCUCUAAGGGAAGACCGGCAAGGUGCUCUCGGCCCCUUCGCAAACAACGAAUCCUUCUACGUCGUCCCCACGUCCGGCGGCACCGUCUCCUACGCCAAUAUCCUGAGAGACCAACAAGCUCAUCCCCAUCAUGCUGCUCAGAACCCCCAGCUCGAUGCUAUCGAUGAGCUCGAAGGCGAUGGCCUUCGGGGAAGCUCCCAUGAAGAAUUCGUCGACGCACGAGAGACUGCAUUCCCGCCUUCCCCCACCGCCCCACGACACCAACGUCCGCGGUCAAGAGGCUCUACCGUAACCACUGCUCGCACGAUUCCCGCAGGCAGAGGCACCGGACUCAAAACCAUGGAAGAAUUGCAACUUGAGAACGAGACGUUACGCACGCUAAUAGACAAACAAGCAAAGCGUCUCUCAAUGUGGGAAACCACGUCGCAAUCCUCGUACAAUGCGCUUGCGCAAUCAUUCCGUGCAAGAGGCGGCAUUGGAAACAAACAGAUGAGUGAUCCGAGUGCGCUUGCGCAGGCGCUAUCUCUGGGAUCGAAUGCGCUACCUUCUCCGCCGCCUGUUCCAAGUAUACCGCCGCAAUAUAGCCAACCUUCGAAGGGAAAUGAGGACGACGAGAAGGAGAAGGAAGCACGAGAACGGAUCGCAGAGCUCGAAGCAUUGCUUGCGGGACGAGAGCAGCAGAUUUCAAGUUUGACGGAUGAGAAAGAAAGUCUGGCAAAGCAAAACGAGAAGCAUGCACUCGUUAUCGGGAGAUAUAGAGAGCAGUGGGAGAAGCUGAAGGCUGGAGCGCGGAAGAAGGAACAGGAGAGGAGGGAGAAACGAAUUAUUGAAUUGAAGACUGGAGCUACGGAGGGCAAGGACAGUGCUAGGGAGAGUGAAAGUGGGGAUGCGGAGGAUAAGGAGGAGGGGGAGGGUCUUGUGGAGGAGGAGCCUGGCUUCGGGAAGGCGUAAGGUGGUGGGAAUUGGCAUUGGUAGCACGUAACUAGGAAUCGAGAGAAUGGUGC
This is a messenger RNA of Lindgomyces ingoldianus, 2025 nucleotides long. RefSeq lists its product as uncharacterized. The coding region runs from base 131 to 1972 and encodes 613 amino acids. The record is from RefSeq and is a predicted model, not a curated record. NCBI's taxonomy places the organism in Eukaryota, Fungi, Ascomycota, Dothideomycetes, Pleosporales, Lindgomycetaceae. The transcript has 2 exons.